Molecule: messenger RNA, 1350 nt
Organism: Belonocnema kinseyi
Lineage: Eukaryota; Metazoa; Arthropoda; Insecta; Hymenoptera; Cynipidae
Exons: 5
Coding region: 1-1350 (449 amino acids)
Molecular function (GO): catalytic activity
Source: RefSeq, a predicted model, not a curated record
AUGUUCAGGGGGCCGCUUGAAAAAGCGUCAAGGGCAUGCAUAGCUGUCAAAGGUUUGGUUGCGAUUUUGGUGCUUAAGCUUUGCUCCAGGGAAAGAUUAGAGGUUGUAAUUGCCUCGACUUAUUUUCCUGGCGAUGCGGAUGGAUCCCCGCCUCCCAGAGAGGUGGAGAUUUUAAUUCAGCACUGCCAGGAGAACAGUAUUCCUCUGCUGUUGGGAUGUGAUGCGAACUCUCACCAUACGGUGUGGGGGAGCAUAAAUGUUAAUGGCAGAGAAAGAGAUUUGAUCGAAUACCUAGCGGGCACUGACAUGGAGAUUCUGAUUCGAGCUAAACCUGUGGUUUCAAAAAUCAGAAACCCUAGAAAUACACUCUGGGACUCAUAUAAAGAGGAACUCAGAGGAAAGCUAGUGGAAUUUCCCAAAAACUACGGCAGCAUUGAUGAGUUAGAGCACGCCGUGGAUUUUCUACGAAGAGCUCUGACUACAUCGUAUGAAAACAAUUGCCCUACAAGCACAGUUAAGUCUAGGAAAGGAGCAGAAUGGUGGAAUACGCACCCGGAGAAACUCCGCAAAAAGACAAGAGCACUGUGCAAUAGGGAAAAUAGAACUAAGUUGGCUUCAAACUGGGACAUCUAUGAAGACAGAAGGCGCUUCUGUGAGGAAUUUAAAGAUAUUCCGGAAACAGCAAGGCUCUACAAAAUCCUAGCGAAAACCGCGGAAGCUCGCCUCCGGCUUAUAAGGCUUGAAAAUGGCGGGUUUGGCGAAGACGAAGAAGCAACGCUGAGCUGCCUGCUGGAAGUUCGCUCCCUGGAUUUUCGACGAAUUCAAACCGACCUAGAGGGAGAAGAAUGGGGCCAAGAGUUGAGGAGGGCCGAUUGGAGUUUCGCCUCAAAGAUCGUAGACAGCAAAAAGGUGGAAUUGGCCGUGGGUUCCUUCUGCCCCUGUAAAUCACCAGGGGCGGAUGGCAUUUACCCAUUAUUUAGUUCAAGCAUCGCUCUAAAACAUGUGUCAUCGGCAUGGAAGGACGGUAGAGUGGCGUUUAUUCCCAACCCUGGGAGUGAGGGCUACACUGCUGCAAAAAAUUUCAGACCGAUCAGUCUAGCGUCUUUUAUUCGAAAGACGCUCAAGAGGCUGGUUGAGAGAUAUAUCAGAAAGGAGGUACUUUUGGCCUCACUGCAGCACAGAGGGCAGCAUGCUUUUCAAACAAGCUGCUCGGUAGAGACGACACUCCAUGCUGUUGUGGCAAAAUUGGAGCAGAAAUUGGGACAAAAGUGGUAUGUUGUGGAAACGUUCUUGGAUAUAGAGGGUGCCUUCAUUAAUACCCCUCCAGAAGUCGUCUGCGAGAGACUUUGA